This is a messenger RNA of Alternaria viburni, 1662 nucleotides long. RefSeq lists its product as uncharacterized. The coding region runs from base 1 to 1662 and encodes 553 amino acids. The transcript is spliced from 2 exons. NCBI's taxonomy places the organism in Eukaryota, Fungi, Ascomycota, Dothideomycetes, Pleosporales, Pleosporaceae. The record is from RefSeq and is a predicted model, not a curated record.
AUGGCCGCAUCUACAGACGCGGUUAUGGCAGAUAUCGGCGAUGACAAAGCGCAACUCGGCAGUCUACCGAACGAGCUACUAAACCUCAUUACAGACUUGGUGGUCGCUGGUGGCACGCCAAUGGCGGUGAUGCGACUGGUAAACAAGCGAUUCAAAGCAUGUGCCCAAUCACACCUCGUCGAGUCUCUUCAAGCAAAGGAAUAUCACGAGAAUCCUGUCGCUCUCAGAGACGAAGCAAACCAUCGACAUAAUAAUGCAGUCAAAGAAGUCACGGAACGUACGGUAUCAGCUCAGGACAGAUUCCGGAUGCAACGCAGAACCGCCCUGUUGGAAAGGUUCGCGCACGCUUCAACGCUUUCAGAAGAGUUGGAAAACGACAGGGUAGCUGGAAGUAGGAACUACGCACAAAAUCUCUUUCCCGAGUCCUCUUCAGAGAUGAAUGUGGGUUGGUUGAGAACAAUAGUUCUACCUGAUCUGGAGUCGCGCUGGGAAAAGUUGAAAGAGGAAAAUAAGUCCAUCUUCGGCAAAGUAUGGUACUCUUCCAUCGUACACCCCAGAUUAUAUGGGGCGCAUUAUGAUGCCGUCGCCGAAUACGUCUUAGCGAAAGAGGGGCUGAUAACCACCAUCGCGAAAAGCUUGGCUCCAUUCAAGCAAUUACAUACUUUCGCCUUCGUCGAACCCGAGAUCGAUGCCUGGAGCCGUUACGAAACGCUUUUCAAGGAAGUUGGUGAAGAGCACGGCCGCUUACAGGGAUGUAGGAGCCCAUAUGCCAGGGGCUCAAAGCGAGACGCAAGCUCGGAGGCCAUCGCAUACAGCGGGAUGAUGAUCGGCCUUGACGUUGCACUUCGAGCUCUACAGCGAGCCGAAAUCCACCCAACCAACUUCGCAAUGCCAGUACCUUCUAUUGGAUUCCAAUCCUUCAAGACCUCCGUUUCGAAAUACGUCUUGAGCGAGGUUCUCACACAAACAAACAAGCUAUGUCUCAACCACCUAUCGUUGAGAUUCCUUCGUGUUGGGAGUAGUAACGACGACAGACUCACCUUGACAAAUGUCUAUUCUCGAGAGACCCCCCCACCGGUUGACACCGAGAUACUCUUAACAAAUGAUAGCUUCCCCAGCCUACGAGACCUGACUUUAUAUUUUGGCCAGGUCAGAUCUGUGAACAAUCCGGGUCCAGCCACCCACGGCUGGAAGGCAGCAGAACUUGAGUCCCUAACCAUUCGAUACGACCCACGAUUUGAAGCUUCGGCGGAUGCUCUUCUACGGCACCCAGACUGUUUGAACCACUUCCACCAGAGUCUCAAACACCUGACUAUUGUCAACGCUUUUUGUGGCAACUGGAAUAACUUCUUCCGCGACAUCGCAAAGGCUCAGCUCGAGACGUUGGAUAUCGUGAUUGAGGAUGAUGUUCUCGGGAUGGUUAGGACUAAGGUACCGUCGUAUGACGACGUGGAGAAUGGGUUGGUGUGUGUUCAGGAGCGGUUUAAGAAGGCCGCGGAGAAGGUGGAGGUUAGACCGGAUUGGGUUUUCGAUCUUGUGAAGCGGGUGUGGAAAAAUCAGGAUGAUAUAGUUGAUCGGUUGUUGGAGGACAGCGAUGAGGAGGGUGCGUUUGAUUGGGAAGAGGAUGAUGAUGACGAUGAGGAAGAGGAAGUUGAAGGAUGA